UGGUAUCCGGAAGCUAACAAUCCCGUGAUGUCAGGAGGAGCUAUAGCACAUAGCACAGGAAUGAGUACAAGUGACUUUCUCUCGAGUUAAUGUGGACUUAAAAUGUGUUUCAGCGGUGACUGUCAGCUUAAAGUUGAGCUCCGUUGUCGUGUACCGACAUGUUGUUACCGGGGUUACCAGCUGUCGGAGGAUGUAUCCAUAACAACGGGAUGAAGAAGCCUCUCACAGGAUCUAACGGGAUGCCGUCGUUAGGCUAGUCUCUCCGGAGCCUGAGGUCAGAUUCAUGUACCACACACAGAGCUAACAGGCUAAUUAAUAUGGCUCGGUUGGUGUUGGAGCAGCUGUCAGAUUUCGGGGACUAUACUGGAGGUAAAGAGCUGACUGACAUCUUUAAACUGACUAAUAACAGUCUGUCAGAUGUGAGACUGAGCCCAGAUGGACGUCACCUUCAUGUCAUCCUCCACAAACCUAAGGUCGGUCUUGUGACUUUUGAUAAGUAUGAGAGACCCCAUCUGGCCCAGAACCAGAAGAAGCUGGACUUGAGGUGGACAAGGACUGUGCCUAUUGUGGAUGUUUUGUACUUGGACCAUAAUAAUAAUAACAGCAGCAGCAGGGACACAUCAUCAGCAGCUGUGGCUGUGGUGGUUUAUGAGACUGGAAAAGCUGAGUUUUGGAAAUUCCAGGAGUGCAAAGCUGGCUGGCAUCUCCUGCAGACAUCAGAUCUGUGCAACAGCCCCCGAGCCAGAGUGGUGUCUGUGUGUGCCUCCUCUAAUCUCAUCAUCUGGUGUGAGGAGAGGCCUCCUUCAGAGAGCACCCCUGCUCUCAGCUCCACCAGGAACAAGCUGAGAUACUGUGUCUGCAGACGGGACUUCCAGGUGGAGGAGGGGGCUGUCAGCUUGGGAGGAGUGAAAAUCGCCCUCCACAACAAUCCUAAAUUCACUGUGGUCAGCUCAGGUGAACAUGUACACCUUCUUCCUGACUUGAAGGUGAAGUUGAGUGCCUCCAAGUUUUUCCUGUCCUGGUCCCCUCGCCAGGACUCCUUCACAGUCAGCACCACAUGUAAAAACACUCCCCUGAGACAGCUUUCAGCUAAAGAGUCUGACCUAAAGCGGUUGGUGACAGACUGUUUGGGAUAUUUAUCGACUCUUGACCCGCCUGAGAUCUACGACUACUCUCCUACAGGCUGUGGAGGCCUGCUGCUGCUGCUCAGCACCGGCUGGGUGUGUCUCCUGCAGAGAGAUGGGACCCUACGGCGGGUAUACAAUCUGGCAGACAACUGUGUGGUAAAAUGUGGUACUCACACCAGCCUCUGCAUGUACCAGGACACCCUGGCGCUGCUGGUGGGGCAAAACCUGCAUCUGAUAGACGUGAACUGUGGCAGAGAGCUGGAAAAGAUCACGCUGAAGAAAGAGGGGCUGUUGUAUGUAAAUCAGGCUGAGAGAUGUGCACCUCACCUGCUCUCAGAAAGUGGACUUUUUGUGGUUGUGAACAGGGAGACGGGCUCCAGAGAUUGCAACUCUAAGCUGAAGCCCUCUGGUCUCGGUGUGGUGGAGAGUAUUCAUCCCGGAGCCCUCCUGGUGGAGGCCGUCUUCGAGGAGGCCUGUAAAUACUACCAGCAGAGGAGCCUGAGCAGCACCCAGCUCACUGUGGACACGCUGAAGAAAGGAGGUAGAUUCCAGGCUCCCAUUUCUUUAGCCUCCAUCCUCAGGGACUACCUCAGCGCAGGAUCGAGGCAGAAAGGAGAGGCGCCGUCCCAGAAUGGAGGAGGAGGAGGCGGAUGCACGGUGGGGCAAGACAAGCUAAUGGGCUCUCUGGAGGCUGAGCUCAAGGCUCUGGUCUCUCUGGAGGAGGUGAAGGGGAGUUUAGUGAGGGGGAAUGUUAAAGAGGUGGAGGCGGUGUGUGAGAAUCUAGUGGAGAAAGAAGUAGCCAGGCUGCUGUCGGCCUCUGAGCUGGAUAAAGAGGCUCUGCUUUACCUCAACUCCAUCUUCAGCAUCUUCCCCUGCCAGAUGUGGAGAGCAGCGCAGGCCGCCCUUCAGCUCCACUCCAGCAUGGAGGGCUCUCUGUGCAGCAGGGCCCCCUCAGACGUGUGGAAAACUGUCCUCAGUCCUGCCGUGACGCCCAGCGCCCCGUCCUCCCUCCCACUCACAAAUGGCGGGAUAAAACUCAAUCAUACCCUCAAAGGUGAUCCCAUCGCCAACUGUAAAUCCAAACCUACGAGCUCCACUUCCCCAGCUGUUCUGCCGGUGUUCGAGCUCCUCUGCCACUCAGUGUUCCGCUUCCAGCCCAGCUGGCUGCCCGGGUUCCUCGAACUCGCCCAGCAGCAGCAGGGCUCGGCCGGCCUGGGCCUCAGCCUGGCCUCUUCCUCCUGGGGCUACUCCGGCGGGAGAGGAGGGGAGGGUGGGGAGAAAAACGUGCCUCUCUACAAGCGAGCCCUGUGCGUCGUGUCCAGCCUGAGCCCGGACAGAGACCAGCGGCAGGACAUGGAGGUGGAGCUGCUGCUGGUCAGCGGGCGGCCCAAUGGCAUCCUGCAGUCGCUGAGGAUCCUCAUGGCCAAGCAGCAGUGGGAGCGGGUCACCCAGGUGGCCGGGAAGUUCUGCAAACAGAGUCCACUGCUCAACAAGGAGAUUUUCACCUCCCUGCUGUGCGAGGUGGCUCAGCACAGAGACCUGGACCCCUUUUUGGACCUGCUGUGGACGUUGUGCCCCGAGGACCUCACCGUCACCACCAUUCUCAACUUAGUGCUGAAAAACCUCCCCUCCACUAACACCCCUCCAUCUUCCUCCUCCUCCUUCUCCUCCAUGUCCAGCACAACCUCCUCAUCCCCGGCUCCCUUCGCAGACUCCCACAGCAGCCAGUUGACCAUCGGGCUGUUGAAACCUCUGCUGAGAAAAGUCCUUCAGAGGGAGACCAAGCCUAGCCAGCGUUACGCAGACAUCCUCCAGUCGCCAACAUUCCCCCCUCCCGCACCUCCUCGCCAGCCUACAGAGCAACCCAGGACUGUCACAGAUCCGAGCACGGACUCAUCUCUCGGCGACAACGUCGCCCCGGCUUCUCUCGCAGAAACACCCGAACAACAGUCGUCCACGUACACAAAUGUCCCACGAGCCAGGGUGGCACUACCUGCUAACCCAGUCUGAUCUGACACAGACAUGAACAAAACCUGUCUCGUAAAAAAAACAUUCCAACACAUAAUCUGACCAAACUGUGAAGCGGUUGCGUGUUGACAAUCAAAUUAAAACCGAAUAAUGUCAGUAUAUUACAGGUAUCAUCAGUUAAUUGUGAUAUUUCAUGGUGUUUUUAAAAAAAAAGAUUGCAGAUGAAGUGUGACUACUAGAAACUAUGAAAUGACUACUGAAGAUCUUACCAGUGUAAAUACCGCUGGUAAUUUUAAGUCUUAAUGUGUAUAUACUGUAUCUGCAAUGUUAUUUAUCUCUUAAGCCUUAACUGCACGUGGAUGAGAAUGUUUUUUGCAUAUAGUCUUGCAUUGAAUGAGCUUAGCCUUUAUCAGAAUACCAGAUAAUAUAUUGUGUUAACACAGUGUAGUGUUAAUCCGCUCAGUCAAAAACAAAGCCACUAACUCCCAUCUUUUGGGGUUGAUUAAAUCUGUGUGUAGAGUAGCCUUCGUCUUUGCCUUCAAAGUAGCUGAUGUCUGCUAAUUGUAGCCGAGUAUUGCUGCCUUUCAGUGGCUGAUGUCAAAGUGUGUUCAUGCAGUGGGUAAUCUACUGAGACAAGCUGGCCUUUGUGUUUGAAUGUUUGUUUUAAGUAUGGUUUAGAAGAGGAGGAGGGGAGAGGGGUCCAAGGUUCCUUUACUGACUUCUAGUUUUGUUCUUAACCAUGUGCUUAAGUGCUUAACCAUUAACCUGGUUUCGAUGGGCUCAAAUAGACCAUGUAACCUCUGUAAACCAAACCCAAAAACAGGCUGCCUGCCUGGCUUUUGCUUCCAUUUUUCAAUCUCCGUCAUCCAUUUCUGUCUCCAGACUCCAUCUUGUCCUUUCCCGGCUCACAGGACAUUCCAGACAUAAUACCCAGUAGAAGUGACUCACAGUCCGACUUUAAAUUCAAUUUCGGAGGUAAUUCUGUUAGGAAUCGAGCUGUGACCAGCAUAGACGCCCUGCUGCUCGCAUAAGGUCACGUACGUCCUCCUUCAUGGACCCAGUGAGGGUAACGUUAUUAGAGAUGUUAGGUCCUUAGUUUUCUCCACGCUCUGGAACCGAUUGCACUUUUACAUCGCCCCAGUCAGUAUUUGUUUGUACCAUGCAUCUGUUGAAAUGAAUGUUUUCUGAUUUAAGUGCCGUAAACAAAAGUAUAUAUUUAAGUGCCUAUUGUCUCUGUUAAUGUUUGAGCAGCCUAUACAGCUUGUUUUAAUCAAAGAAAAGUGUUUCUUUGUAUGUAAAUGUGGAGCCCGCCGAAACAAAAUGUUAUUUAUUUUGUAACAAGGACAACCUUUUGAGUUACUGACGGAGAAUCUCUUGUGACAAUCAGACUCCAAAAUGCCGCAGAACAAUCAGAGUGCCUGCUUUUCAUUUACAGGGUAGCGUCACAUUCCUGCUGGGUCUCCUCAGCUUCUCAUAUCCUGGAGAAAGAACUGGAGGUAGAUCAGAGGAGAGCAGCGCUCAAAAUCUUUUUUUUUUUCAUUUUAAACAUUUUAAUUUCCAUAUGAAACCUGCUGAUUUUCUUACUAAUGGUGUGGUUGCAAGCUCUGUACACUUAAAACAAGCAUGACAAAAAUCUGUGUGACUGAUUUCAGUUCAGUGCCAUGAGUUUCGCUGUGUACCAGACAUGUUUCAACCCAUCUGAGAGGCAACGGGAACUCCCUGACUUUCCCAGACAGCCCGCUCAGCCUGAUGUCACGACUGGCACAGAUGUUAAAUAUUAAUUUGCCUUAAACUUUUGCUUCUGGUCUCUGUUAACAAACAGGUAUUCCUCCUGGAUUUACUCGACAGAUAUUUUGUUUACUUUUGGCGAUGCUCUCCUUCAAGCGUUAUUUGAAAAAAAAAAGAAAAUGUAUACAAGUAUUUAUGAUCUGAUGCUGUAUGCUAUUAAACUGAAGAUAAAACUUC
Molecule: messenger RNA, 5060 nt
Organism: Sebastes umbrosus (honeycomb rockfish)
Lineage: Eukaryota; Metazoa; Chordata; Actinopteri; Perciformes; Sebastidae
Product: Hermansky-Pudlak syndrome 6 protein
Exons: 1
Coding region: 318-3137 (939 amino acids)
Biological process (GO): melanocyte differentiation; protein localization to membrane; lysosome localization
Cellular component (GO): BLOC-2 complex; lysosomal membrane
Source: RefSeq, a predicted model, not a curated record